Molecule: messenger RNA, 1677 nt
Organism: Verruconis gallopava
Lineage: Eukaryota; Fungi; Ascomycota; Dothideomycetes; Venturiales; Sympoventuriaceae
Exons: 2
Coding region: 244-1290 (348 amino acids)
Cellular component (GO): plasma membrane
Source: RefSeq, a predicted model, not a curated record
GCUUUUCGUCCACGAAACCGUCCGCGUCUCACGUUUAUCGACAGUCGUGUGGACAGGAGCGCGAUCGACUUUGUUUAUUUAAUUGCAGCCUUUGUUCGCCUGCUUGGCAAACACAUUUCCUCCAAUUCGUCGUGUGCCUUGCAGUCGUCCUUUGCGAUCCGUCGCCAUCAGACAUCUUGAUUUCGCCUGUCUUCUCGGCGCUCUUUGCUUGUCGAAACCACCGUUGGCCCUACGCCAGAAACUAUGAGUGACAGCGGUAAAGCGCCCAUCAAUGGCGCCACCUCACAUACCGACGGAGACCUCAUCAAGGUGCAACCGCCGCGUCGCGAGGAUCUGCAGCCAAGCUAUGCGCGCGACAUCCAGCCAGACACUGAGGACGACCCGGCGCAUGGCUGGUAUGGUGGAAUGAUCAAUGCCCUAGGUGGCAUCAUUGGCACCUGCGGUGCAAUUCCAUGCUGUAUCGUCUGCCCGAACCCAUACAAGCGCGUCGAUCAGGGCAAUGUGGGUCUCAUCACCAGGUUCGGCCGCUUUUCGCGCGCUGUGGAUCCAGGCCUGGUAAAGGUCAAUCCUCUGAGUGAGAGAUUGAUUCAGGUCGACGUUAAGAUUCAGAUUGUUGAGGUUCCUAAGCAAGUGUGCAUGACCAAGGACAAUGUCUCUCUGUACCUUACCUCCGUCAUCUAUUAUCGCAUCACAUCCCCCCACAAGGCUGCCUUUGGUAUCUCCAACAUCCGUCAGGCUCUCAUCGAGCGCACGCAGACCACGCUGCGCCAUGUCAUUGGUGCACGCAUCUUACAAGAUGUGAUUGAGCGCCGCGAGGAGAUCGCACAGGACAUUCGUAGUAUCGUAGAGGAUGUCGCCGGCCACUGGGGCGUCGAGGUUGAGUCCAUGCUUAUCAAAGAUCUCAUCUUCAGCGAGGAGUUGCAGGAGUCUCUAUCCAUGGCUGCACAAAGCAAGCGAACCGGUGAAGCCAAGGUCAUAGCUGCCCGUGCUGAGGUGGAGUCCGCGAAGCUGAUGCGCCAAGCUGCUGACAUUCUUUCUUCCGCACCGGCUAUGCAGAUUAGAUACCUUGAGGCCAUGCAAGCUAUGGCCAAGACGGCGAACAGCAAGGUCAUCUUCCUCCCUGCUACGAACCAGACUGUACAGGAGAACAUGGCGCAGAUUGCGAAUAACAAUGGCGAAGGCCCUUCAUCAACACGGCCUUUUGGGCUUACAAGCGCCGAGCGUGAGUACGGCGGCGCCAACACCGGCUUCCAGACCGCCAUCAACUCCAACGUGAUCGAGCACUUGUAAGCUACUGGAGCAUGCCAGUACAAGUGACUUUAUUCAGUGUUGGAAGGUAUCGAGGCUAGAAAAUCUGUCGACGCACUUCCUCAAUGAGAUGCGUCUCUGAGAUUAGGAUAAACAUGCAAUUUGGACAUUAUGCGAACGUAAAAAGUGUGAAGAGAUGUGUAAUACCUCCGGAUUGGUGGCGGUGUAGUGUGGGGAACGGAAGGAGAUGUUCUUUGUGUAUGAUCUUGAGAUACCCGGCCUUUUUUUUAUAUCACUCGCUGUACUCGUCUGAAUUUCAUAGCACUAUUUAUAACAAAUGAUGGAUCGGCUUUAAGUAACGCCAUCAGCCUCGUAUACGUAUUUUAAGCCUGAAAAUCUAACCGCCAGUUGUGAGUAUACUUAAAAACA